CUGGGUCCAAGUUCGAGCCUGCCUCCCACCUCUUCUGCUGUCAGCCCGAUGGCCAGCACCCCGGAUACAUCUCCUCCGCCGGACAUGCCUGAGGAUGCGGGAAAAGCUGAAACGGAGAAUGUGGACGGGAGGGCACCAGAUAUUGAAGACAUGACUCUUGACGAACGUUACGCACGCUUGUCGUACUUGUUGGAAAAAUCGGCCAUAUACUCUAGGUUGCUGAAGGAACGAAUGGAUAUGGCCAAGACGCGCUUUUCUCGCGACUCCAUGUCCGCGUCUCCUGCGCCUUCCUCUGUGAAGCACAAGGCUAAACCGGCAAAGCCGAUCAAAUUCAACCCGCGGAAGCGCCGUCUUGCAGUAGACAGCGAUUCCGAACCCGAGGCGACCUCGAAGCGCACGAAGUUAUCCGCUUCGCCCGCGGACGAUGGCGAACAGGAGGAAACGUCUGCGGACAACCUUCCUCCGAAGUUUGUGCAACCCGAGCUUGUGACUGGGGCGACUCUAAAAGAUUAUCAACUCGAAGGGGUAGCAUGGAUGGUGGGACUCUUCGAGAAUGGUAUCAGCGGUAUCUUAGCUGACGAAAUGGGUUUGGGCAAGACUCUACAAACAAUAGCUUUCUCCGCCUAUAUACGCGAGAAAAUCUCAGGCCCAUUCCUUGUUGUCUGCCCGUUGAGUGUGCUACAUAACUGGGUUUCUGAAUACCAACGCUUUGCUCCCGGAAUCCCGGUAUGUAUGUACCACGGCAACCCAGCCGAGCGCGCUGAGCUCCGUCGCACUGUGCUGGUCCCGCCGCCCAACGCGGACGCGCCCGACUUUUCGGUCAACGCAAAGGGAAAGCACCGCGCGAAAGCGGCCAAGCCUAAGGCGGCUGCGAAAGGUGCCAAGGGUAGGAAGGGAGGAAAGGCAAAAGCCAAAGCCAAAGCCGCUCCGCGUCGGUCGACGAGGGCCACCAGAAACCGCAAAGCGGCUGAGAGCGAAGAUGAAGAGGAUGAGGAGGAAGCGAUACCUACCGAUGACGAGGAGGAGAAGCCUGAGGAAAACCAGGAGGAACCACAGGCGGAGGUGGAGGAGAAACCCGAGAAGGAGGAUCCGCCGGAGAAGGGCGAGUGGGGGGACUUCCCGGUCGUGGUCACGACGUACGAGAUGCUUAUAAAGGACCAGAAAUACUUGAGCCAGUUCAAGUGGGGGUUCAUCGUCGUGGACGAGGGGCAGAGGUUGAAGAACUUUGACUGCCGGUUAAUGCAGGAGAUAAAGAGGUACGAGAGUGCGGGACGGAUCGUCCUGUCUGGCACCCCGCUGCAAAAUAACCUGGCUGAGCUAUGGUCACUGCUCAACUUCAUCCUACCCGACUUCUUCAACGACCUAGAUGUCUUCCAAGAGUGGUUCAAUCUCGAGGCCCUACAAAACCAAAUGGGGUCAGAGCGCGCACAGUCCAUAAUCGCCGACUUGCAUGGCAUCCUGAAGCCGUUCCUCCUGCGUCGGACGAAGGCCGACGUGGAGGUCGGGCUGAAUCUCCCGCCGAAGAAGGAGUACGUGAUCUACGUCGGGCUGAGCAAACGGCAGAAGGAGCUGUAUGACGCGAUCAUCGACGGCGGGCUCCGACGGCUGCUCGUGCGCGAGAAGAAUACGUCUAAUGGGCUGGCCGAGCUCGAUGAGGGCACGCUGAAGGAGGGCAGGCGGCUAAGGAGCGCGAAGGGUCAGGACGAGGGCGCGAAGGAUAAGAAAGGGAAGAGGGGGAGGAAGGGGAAGGCGACGGAGAAGUUUGAUAUAUUGGACGGGGAUGAUGAUGAGUACUUCGAGCGGCUGGAGAGGGGGGAAUUUGAUGGUGAGCAAUACACAGGGAAGGGCAAGAGCGUGGAGGAGCUGGGGCGGGAGUGGCAGAUGAAGUCUGCUCUGCGCCAGGUGAACAACCUCCGACUCCAAAACAUAAUCAUGCAACUCCGCAAAGCCUGCUCACACCCCUACCUCUUUGACUGGCCGCUCGACCCGCGCACGCACGCGCCGCUCGUGAACGCCGACCUCGUGCGCGCGAGCGGGAAGAUGCAGCUCCUGCAGCGGCUGCUCGACGCGCUGUUCGCGCGCGGGCACAAGGCGCUCGUGUUCAGCCAGUUCACCACGAUGCUCGACAUCAUGGAGGCGUGGGCGCGCGAGGAGAAGGGGUGGCAGCUGUGCAGGAUUGAUGGGUCCACGCCGCCGCAGGAGCGGCGGGACGAGAUGGAGCGGUUCCAGAGUGGGGGAGAGGGACCGAACGCGCCGAGGUUGUUCCUUUUGAGCACACGCGCGGGGGGGCUGGGGAUUAACCUUACUGCGGCGGAUACGGUUAUUUUCUACGACCAGGACUGGAACCCGCAGAUGGAUAUUCAGGCGCAGGACCGCGCGCACCGCAUCGGGCAGACGAAGCCCGUGCUCAUCUUCCGGAUGGUGACGCAAAACACGAUCGAGACGCGCAUCAUGCAGCGCGCGUCGGCGAAGCGCCAGCUCGAGGCGCUCGUCAUCGCCCGGGGCAAGUACAAGAACCCCGGCGUCGCGGCGCCCAAGAAGAAGAUGAGCGCGACGAUGACGGAGCUCGCGGCGGCGGCGGAUAUGCUCGCGCUGGGGGGCGAGGGGGAGGAGGUGGAUGUCGCGGAGGGAGGGGGGAUAAGUGACCGGGAGCUGGAGAUGCUGCUCGAUCGGAGGAGGGAGGUGUUUGAGGAACGUGGGAGCGGGUGGGAUUCGAAGAACGGGAGGGAAGGGAAGGAGGGCGCGAGAUUCGCGGUGUUCAGCGGGAGCGCGGAGGGCGGGAGCGAGGUGCUUGCGGGGAUGCUUGGGGAGAGGGUGGAGUAGACUUCUUGGAUUGGGCGGGGAGGAUGUAGAUGUAGUGUAUAUAAUAUGCUUGGGUUAAUGGGUAAUGGUGAGGGAUUAGAGUACUGUAGAUAUAUUGUGUCAUUGUUGUAUAUAUUGCGUAGCCGAGCGCCUCCGCG
Molecule: messenger RNA, 2960 nt
Organism: Gloeophyllum trabeum ATCC 11539
Lineage: Eukaryota; Fungi; Basidiomycota; Agaricomycetes; Gloeophyllales; Gloeophyllaceae
Exons: 11
Coding region: 49-2823 (924 amino acids)
Cellular component (GO): nucleus
Molecular function (GO): ATP binding; ATP-dependent chromatin remodeler activity; DNA binding
Source: RefSeq, a predicted model, not a curated record